GCGCGGGCGGCACCCAGGUCAGCUGUUCCGCCACGGCCCGCGGCCGCCCCGCCCCUUCCCGGGUCUUAUAAGCCUCUCCCGCCUGCGAGUGUGGGUCCGAACUGCCCGCUGCCCUCCCCGGCCAGGCGCCCCGCCCUCCCCGCAGCAUGGUCUGGAACACCAACCUCCGCUGGCGGCUGCCGGUCACCUGCCUGCUCCUGCAGGUGGCCAUGGUGGUCCUCUUCGGCGUGUUUGUGCGCUACGAGGCCGAUGCCGACGCCCACUGGGCCGACAAUAAGGCGCAACACAACACCAGCGACCUGGAGAACGAAUUCUACUACCGCUACCCGAGCUUCCAGGACGUGCACGUGAUGAUCUUCGUGGGCUUCGGCUUCCUCAUGACUUUCCUGCAGCGCUACGGUUACAGCUCCGUGGGCUUUAACUUCCUGCUGGCGGCCUUCGGCAUCCAAUGGGCGCUGCUCAUGCAGGGCUGGUUCCACUCCUACCACGAAGGCUACAUUCACGUGGGCGUGGAAAACCUCAUCAAUGCGGACUUCUGCGUGGGCUCUGUCUGUGUGGCCUUUGGGGCAAUUCUGGGCAAAGUCAGCCCUGUCCAGCUACUCAUCAUGACUCUCUUCCAAGUGACCCUCUUUUCAGUGAAUGAGUACAUCCUCCUCAGUCUGCUAGAGGUAAAGGACGCAGGGGGCUCUAUGACCAUCCACACAUUUGGUGCCUACUUUGGGCUCACAGUGACCUGGAUCCUCUACCGGCCCGGCCUACAUCAGAGCAAGGAGAGGCAGAAAGCUGUGUACCACUCGGACCUCUUUGCCAUGAUCGGCACCCUCUUCCUGUGGAUGUACUGGCCCAGCUUCAACUCAGCUGUGUCCAACCACGGAGACGCCCAGCACCGAGCUGCCAUCAACACCUACUGCUCGUUGGCAGCCUGCGUGCUCACCUCGGUAGCACUGUCCAGCGCCUUGCACAAGAAGGGCAAGCUGGACAUGGUGCACAUCCAGAAUGCCACGCUCGCAGGAGGGGUGGCCGUGGGGACGGCCGCUGAAAUGAUGCUCAUGCCUUACGGCUCCCUCAUCGUUGGCUUCAUCUGCGGCAUCGUCUCCACCCUGGGUUUUGUAUACCUGACGCCAUUCCUGGAGGCCCGGCUGAGGAUCCAGGACACGUGCGGCAUUCACAACCUGCACGGCAUUCCCGGCAUCAUCGGUGCCAUCGUGGGUGCCGUGACCGCGUCUUGUGCCACCACCGAUGUGUAUGGAAGAAACGGGCUUGCCCUUGCCUUUGGCUUUGAUGGUUUCAAGACUAACUGGAACGCAAGCAUGCAGGGCAAGUUUCAGGCUGCUGGUCUCUUUGUGUCCCUGGCCAUGGCCCUGGUGGGCGGCGGCAUCGUGGGAAUUAUCCUGAAACUGCCAGUCUGGGGACAACCCGCUGAUGAGAACUGCUUUGAGGAUUCGGUCUACUGGGAGACGCCUGAGGAGCCAAAGAGCACGGUCUUGCAUCCUGAGGACUCUACCCUCAAGCCCGCAGAACCUUAAACUCCCAGGCCAGGUGAGAAGCAGCAGCUGCCAAGAGGAGCAUGUUAAUUAAACGUCGGCAAAGAUGGAAGCUGGAGGCCCCGGCUCUAAUUGGACAGUUUGCUUCACCGGAUUGAAAAACAUUGUGACAAAGGAGGAGGUGCGCGGCCGCGCGGCAGGGGUGCGGCGCGGCGAGGAGGGGAGCGGCGGCUUUGAUUUCCGCGGAGCGGGGGCCCCAGCCGCCCGCCCCCGGCCCGGCGGCCCCGCCCAGCGGCACGCCCACGAGGCCCGGGGAGGGGCCUGUCCGCGGGGGCGGGGGCGCGCCGGGGGAGACCCUCCCAGAGCCUGCCCCGGGAGCCCGCCAGUCGUCCGCCCGCAGGGAUAGACCCGGUGCAGCACGGGGCUCCGAGGGGCUGGGACGGGUCCCCUCUUCCCCUCGCUCCCCGUUACCCGACCUGGAUCCUGGGCGCUGUGCGGGGAGGUCACCGAGGGAAGGGGUCGAUCUGUCGCCUCCGUGCUCCCGGCCCUAUGGAGGGAGACACCUGGGUCUAGACCCCUGUUGCCCAGACUCGCUCUGCCUCUCCUCUCGUGAUCCGGGGCGGCAUCUAAAAAUUGUUGGCGCCUGCGAGGUUUGUCCUAAAAAAACACCCAGCACUGCAGAGCCUGGCGUUUCCAGCAGGACCACACGGAUUCCUAGAGACUGCUUCCCCCAUCUGAGUUUGCACCCCAGCUUUCCUCCUGGUCUUGACUCCCAUGUGAUGACAGCAGCCAUGGACUGAUGCCAGUUGUGUGCGAGGUGCCGUGCUGAGUGCACGAGGCUCCCUCUUUGACCUCUCAGCCACCCUGAUGGAAACUUGUUAGCACACCCACCUCACAGGUGGGGAGACUGAGGCCUGGCUGAUAAGUAACCCUUCGGAGGUCAC
Lutra lutra (Eurasian river otter) is the source of this 2428-nucleotide messenger RNA. RefSeq names its product Rh family C glycoprotein (gene RHCG). Gene Ontology annotation, molecular function: ammonium channel activity. The transcript is spliced from 11 exons. Gene Ontology annotation, biological process: ammonium homeostasis; ammonium transmembrane transport. Gene Ontology annotation, cellular component: basolateral plasma membrane; plasma membrane; apical plasma membrane. Bases 147 to 1526 code for a protein of 459 amino acids. Lineage: Eukaryota; Metazoa; Chordata; Mammalia; Carnivora; Mustelidae. The record is from RefSeq and is a predicted model, not a curated record.